AUGCUCUGCUGUUGCAUUAACACUCCCGGUCUUUUUGACUACAGUCGUCUCGAAGGAACGGAAGAAAGCAGUGCUAAUGUAUUUAUUCCCGCCUACAUUGGUCGUGUAUUGGCUAACAUAGCCCUGGGUGGAGGCAUGCAUGCGCUUAUACAAUCCGUAGCUAUUAUGAGCUUUCUAGCUCUAGGAAGUGUCGUUUUUGGCGGACUACGAGGUGGCACAUUCACCUAUGCUACAGCGUUGGUGUCACGGCAAAUAAAACUGGACCUUUUUCGGUCACUUGUUCGUCAAGAAAUCGCCUUCUUCGACACAACAAAAUCUGGUGAGACAGUUUCGCGCAUCUCGUCCGACUGUCAGGUGAUGGCUACGAACAUAUCAACUCAUGUAAAUAUCUUCUUGCGGAAUAUGAUUAUGCUCAUCGGUUCACUGUGCGUCAUGUUUUACACCUCGUGGGAGUUGACGACG
Molecule: messenger RNA, 462 nt
Organism: Cooperia oncophora
Lineage: Eukaryota; Metazoa; Nematoda; Chromadorea; Rhabditida; Trichostrongylidae
Source: the annotation of a GenBank genome assembly